AUGUGGGCUCUGGCGGCGUCGGGUCACGGCAGGAACAGCGGCACGGCGGCAGCCGAGCGUCGGCGAAGAGGCGAGCAAAGGGCGCUAGAACUCCUGGUGCUGCAGAUCGGCGAGAUUGGGACAACGAUGGUGUCGCGAAACUGCGGGAGUAGGCAGGUCGUCCGUCGCGGGUCAGGCGUUGCAGGGUGCGGGGUUGGUGCUCGGACCACGGGCGGAGACGGUGGGUCGUCGGCAACGGCAGAGACGGAGGGACGAUGGCCGACGGUCCUGACAUUGAAUAGCAACCUACUGUUUUUCCAUAGAGACCCCAUGUGGGGGGAUCAUUUGGUAGAUCAUUUGCCCAUCUUCUGUUCUAGCAACUUCGCUGAUCAAGUGGCUCUUCUCCACUUCAAAUCGGCGAUUGAAGUUGACCCGACAAACACGAUCAAAGGUGGAAAUUGGACCACCGAAGCAAAUUUUUGUCAAUGGAUUGGCGUCUUUUGCAGCAACCAUAGGCAGAGGGUCACAGCUUUAGACCUCUCGCACAUGGGUCUCCAAGGGAGGCUUUCUCCUUAUCUAGGCAAUCUUUCUUUCCUGGCUUCUCUUGAUCUUAGCAACAACAGUUUCUACGGGAGAAUUCCAAUAGAAAUCGGUCAUUUACGCCACUUGAAAGAACUCAUACUUGAAAUAAACCAGUUUGAAGGAAACAUUCCUCCUAACUUAUCCCAGUGCCAAAAUCUCGAAGAUAUGUCACUCGUAGAAAAUAGGCUAAGGGGUGGUAUACCGGGAGAAUUUGGCGCCUUCCCUAAGUUACAACUACUAUAUCUUAGCUUCAACCCCUUACGUGGUCAAAUUCCAAGCUUCCUAGGCAAUAUAUCCACAUUGCAGUUCAUUGGGGGUCUUCCCUCCAAUCUUUGCUCCUGCUGGCCUAGCAUUCAGAUGCUUCAACUAUUUGAUAACCAGUUCAACGGCGUGAUACCAGAGACGCUAACCCAAUGCAAAGAGCUUCUCAUAUUGGCGUUGUCAUACAAUCAUUUUCAGGGAAGCUUUCCUCGAGACAUUGACAGGUUGCAAAAGCUACAGAAGGUCUUUCUCGAUGAAAACAACUUGACUGGCACGAUUCCUCGAACCAUCGAAGCUUUCAACUGUCAAAUUAGAGGUCGCAUUCCUCAGGAAAUGGGUUCCUUGAAGAGAUUGACUACACUAUGGUUGAAUGACAACGAUCUAGAUGGCAACAUCCCAUCAUCAAUCAGAGGACUAGAAAGCUUGCAAAGGCUGUAUCUCGAUAACAACCAUCUCGAAGGACCGAUCCCCGAUGAGAUAUGCAACUUGACAAGUUUAGGAAAUUUGUUGCUCCAACAAAAUAGUUUAUCGGGAUCGAUCUUGAAUUGCAUUGGAAACUUGAGCAGCCUUCAAGAGUUUACAGUAAGUUGGAAUAACUUCACAUCAAUCGUACCAGUUAGCCUGUGGAGUCUUCAAGGACUCAUCUUCCUCGAUUUUUCACACAAUUCUUUCAUUGGAGGGCUACCAUUGGAGAUAGGGAAAAUGAGAGCUAUGAACGGCAUCGAUCUUUCUCGAAAUCAACUUACUGGCACCAUACCUAGUUCCAUCCAGGGGUUAGAGAGCCUUGCUUCUCUCAACUUGUCAGGGAACUCGUUUGAAGGAUCAAUACCGCCAUCGAUCGGUGACCUCAAAGGGUUGGAGUUCCUUGAUCUCUCCUACAAUGAGUUGUCAGGCGCAAUACCCAAGUCCAUCGAAGAACUCAGAUUUCUGCAAAAUUUGAACUUGUCCUUUAAUAAGUUGUCAGGAGAAAUUCCUAAUGGCGGAUCCUUUGGAAAUUUCUCAGCUCUCUCCUUCAUUGGGAAUGAAGCGCUCUGUGGAAAUGCAAUAUUUGAAGUCCCAACUUGCAAAGUAAAUGAAAAGAAAUCAUCCAGGGACAAGCGGCUAUGGUUACUAUACGUUAUGUUGCCAAUUGCAUCUGCUAUACUUUCGGUUAUUGUCAUUUGCUUGCUUAGAAAGCAUGGAAACACGAUUAAAAGAGCUCCAGUUUCGGUGGGCAUCCUGCUUGGAAUUAACCACCCAUUGAUAACAUAUCGGGAGCUUUGCUCAGCUACGAACAAUUUCAGCGAAAGCAACUUACUCGGAACAGGAAGCUUUAGCUCUGUAUACAAAGGGACUCUGGCCAACAGGACUGACGUUGCGGUCAAAGUACUAAAUCUCCAAAUUGAAGGCGCCUUGAAAAGUUUUGACGCAGAAUGCGAGGUUUUCCGCAAAAUCCGGCACCGGAAUCUCGUCAAGGUGAUUAGCUCUUGCCCGAAUGCCGAUCUAAGAGCUCUGGUGCUGCAAUAUGUGCCCAAUGGGAGCUUGGAGAAGUGGCUCCACUCCAAUAACCGCAACUUGGGUCUCCAUCAGCGAGUGAAUUUAGUGGUCGACAUCGCAACGGCACUCGAUUAUCUCCACCAUCGCCAACCAGAACCCAUUGUGCACUGUGAUCUGAAGCCUAGCAAUGUUCUUCUAAAUGAGGUCCUCGUCGCACAAGUCUGCGACUUUGGAAUUGCAAAGAUUUUGGCUAAGAACAAGCUUGAAACACAAACCCAAACUCUCGGCACGAUUGGAUACAUUGCUCCAGAGUACGGUUUGGAAGGAAAAGUCUCGACAAAAGGAGAUGUAUACAGUUUCGGCAUAUUGUUGUUGGAAGUGAUAACUAGUAAGAAGCCAACCGAUGAAAUGUUCGAUGCGGAUAUGAGCUUGAGGCAAUGGGUAGGUGCAGCGACUCUAGAUAGAGUGCUUGACAUCAUGGAUAGCAAACUCAUCAGCAUGAAACAUGAAGAUUUGACGCCUCCGGAACUCGAGAGUAUAGUUUUAUCGAUUCUAGAGUUAGGAUUAGAAUGCUCGAAGGACUUGCCUGAGGAAAGAAUGGACAUGAAAACUAUCAUGGUUAAGCUCAACAAGAUCAAGUUGUCACUACUUGACAAGAAAAUAAGGUAG
Eucalyptus grandis is the source of this 2967-nucleotide messenger RNA. Its product is annotated as receptor kinase-like protein Xa21. Bases 1 to 2967 code for a protein of 988 amino acids. Gene Ontology annotation, biological process: protein phosphorylation. The transcript has 6 exons. The record is from RefSeq and is a predicted model, not a curated record. NCBI's taxonomy places the organism in Eukaryota, Viridiplantae, Streptophyta, Magnoliopsida, Myrtales, Myrtaceae. Gene Ontology annotation, molecular function: protein binding; protein kinase activity; ATP binding.